Cercospora beticola is the source of this 1617-nucleotide messenger RNA. RefSeq names its product type II protein arginine methyltransferase. Gene Ontology annotation, cellular component: mitochondrion. The record is from RefSeq and is a predicted model, not a curated record. Gene Ontology annotation, molecular function: protein-arginine omega-N symmetric methyltransferase activity. Lineage: Eukaryota; Fungi; Ascomycota; Dothideomycetes; Mycosphaerellales; Mycosphaerellaceae.
CGACAGGGCAUCACCUCAGAGUCGUCAAUGGACUCACCAGCGGUCAACCGUCUCUUUCGCCAACUGGCCCGACACCACUUCUGCCAUGAUGCCAACAGAUUUGUACAACGUGCCUUACCGAAAGGCUCAACAUGCCACCGACGAGACAUAGCCACGAGAGCUGCGAAAGUUAGCGAAAGCAACUGGCAGCAGAGGACCGAUCACUUUCCCAGCGAUAAGGCCGAGGAGUUCAAACGGUACCCGACAGUGACCUCAGAUGCCUUGCGCGGCAGGCGGGAGCGACCACGGCGAGUGAAGAUGUUAAUGCGAGACUUCAUCGAAGACAGCUUGUACAACCCACACUAUGGCUACUUCAGCAAGAACGUCACCAUCUUCUCACCCGGAGCUCCCUUCGAGUUUAGCAAAAUACGAGACGAUCCGGAGUUCUACAACCUGUUGGGGGAAAGAUAUACACAGUUCGAGGAUAGACUGGACGAGAAAGAGCACAAUGAAGCGCGACAAUUAUGGCAUACACCAACAGAGUUGUUCAGGCCUUACUACGGAGAAGCAAUUGCGCGGUAUAUGGUCGCGAACUACAAGUUGACCUUGUACCCUUACCAUGAUCUGGUGAUAUACGAGAUGGGAGCUGGAAACGGUACACUCAUGUUGAACAUCCUGGACUACAUUCGACAUACAGAUCCGGAAGUGUACGCGCGGACAAAGUUCAGAAUCAUCGAAGUUUCGACUGCACUCGCGCAAUUACAGGGACAGAAACUCAAGUCCUCGGCUUCAGCACGAGGGCAUCAGGACAAGGUUGAAAUUAUCAACAAAUCCAUGUUCGACUGGGAUGUUUAUGUGCCCACACCUUGCUUCUUCUUGGCCAUGGAGGUAUUCGAUAACUUUGCGCACGAUGUGAUUCGAUACGACCCUUUCACAGAGGAGGUCAUGCAGGGCUCUGUGCUUAUCGACAGCGAGGGCGACUUCUACGAGUUCUACAGCCGCACGCUGGAUCCUGUCGCGGCUCGCUUCUUGCGAGUUCGAGAUGCUGCAUGUCAAGAUCGACACUAUGCACACCCCUUGAGCGGACCGAAGGCGUUGAGAAAUCUGAAGCACCGCAUGCCUUUUGCACCAAACUUGACAUCCCCGGAAUACAUUCCCACACGACUGAUGCAAUUCUUCCAAAUCCUGGCGAACAAAUUCCCAGCACAUCGUCUCAUCACAUCGGAUUUCCACAGCCUGCCCCAAGCGACUGUUGGCUACAAUGCGCCAGUCGUGCAGACACGGUAUCAACGUCGAACAGUCCUCGUGCGAACACCACUUGUACAACAAGGAUACUUCGAUAUUCUAUUCCCAACAGAUUUUGGCGUGAUGGAAGAUAUAUAUAGAGCGAUCACGGGAAGGUUGACGAAAGUCAUGACGCAUGAAGACUUCUUUCAACGCUGGGCAUAUGUCGAGGACACACAAAUGCGGUCUGGCGAGAAUGCAUUGCUGAGCUGGUAUAAGAAUGCCAGUGUUAUGGUCACCGUGUAGCGAUGACUGUAUAUACGAAAGCGAACCUCAUUGUACAAUUCAACGCACGGCCUAUGGCAUCAUGUUUCGCCCCUGCACAUAGUCUUUCUUAUGAAGGGUCAUCAUCGC